Molecule: messenger RNA, 1166 nt
Organism: Tripterygium wilfordii
Lineage: Eukaryota; Viridiplantae; Streptophyta; Magnoliopsida; Celastrales; Celastraceae
Product: transcription initiation factor TFIID subunit 14b-like
Exons: 6
Coding region: 181-918 (245 amino acids)
Biological process (GO): regulation of DNA-templated transcription
Source: RefSeq, a predicted model, not a curated record
ACCCUAACUGGGUUUGAGAACAGACCGUGUAAUUUAGCAGAAAAAAUCUCUUAGAAUCAAGACAUGGGUUUUCUUAGUAGAAUGCUGUGUUAAGGUGUGACAAACAGUUCAUCGACAAACAGGGACGGUUUAGAUCAGCCUGAGAUUAGCGGACUCGCGCCAAAAAUACACCGAACCAAGAUGGGCAAAUCUGACGACAGUGAAAAGAAGAUUUUGAAUAAGAAACUCAAAGAUGCGGAGAUUAGUGUUCCCAUAGUGUAUGGUAACAUUGCAUUUUGGCUUGGCAAGAAGGCAAACGAGUAUCAAUCUCAUAAAUGGACUGUGUAUGUCCGUGGUGCAACAAAUGAGGAUCUGGGAUUGGUUAUAAAGCGUGCUGUUUUCCAGCUGCAUUCAAGUUUCAACAACCCCACAAGAGUGUUGGAGUCACCUCCCUUUGAGUUGUCCGAAUCAGGUUGGGGUGAAUUUGAGAUUGCCAUCACACUGUUUUUCCACAAUGAUGUUUGUGAUAAGCCAUUGAACUUAUUUCAUCAUUUGAAGUUGUACCCCGAGGAUGAAUCUGGUCCAAUGUCUAUGAAGAAGCCUGUUGUUGUGGAAUCCUAUGAUGAGAUUGUAUUCCCUGAGCCUUCAGAGGGUUUCUUAGCUCGUGUGCAGAAUCAUCCAGCUGUAAACAUGCCUAGAUUGCCUGCUGAAUUUACUUUGCCUCCUCCCGUGCCAGUUGAUGAUGCAACUAAAAAGAAAAGAGGUGACACAAAAUAUAAUCCCCUCAGCCAGUGGUUCAUGAAUUUCUCAGAAGCAGACGAACUUCUACAACUUGCAGCUGCUCGUCAACAGGUGCAAGCUCAUAUUGCUAAGCUCAAACGACAGAUAAGUCUGAUAGAUGGGCAGCAGCAACAAUUGAAAUCUUCCUCUGACCAGUGAAUGUAUAUUAUCAAGAGUUUUUCUGAACCUUCAAAGUGGUUUUGCGGCAGAAUCAUUUGAUGGCAUAAAAAUGUAAUAACAAUACGUAGUUUGUUGACUCAAAAGAAUUAUGUCCUCUCUUUUUUUUUCUCCUUAUAAGUUAUUUGUUGUUCUAGCAAGUUGUCUUCAUCAGAAAAUUUUAGAUGCAUUUCACAACUUUUCUGAUUCGAUCUUUAUAUGCUGAGUAUUUGAUCUAUUGAGUUCUGUAA